AAACCCGUGAGCUAUAAAGAAGUUACGGGGGGGCGUUUUCGGCUUCCAAUUAGGAAUAACACUGGCUUCGUAGCAACUACCGAGGAGGAGGAUUCUAAAACCACCUCACCCGUGCCAAAGCCUGCAUCCCCCUCGUUCUCCCACGCACCCCUUCCCCAAUUCAUGACCAAGAAAAGAAAAGGGAGCCAGGGCGCGCUCUGCUCCUCUCUGCGGGUGGGAAGCCGAGAGGCCGGCGGAGUUGGAUGGUAGGCAUGAGUACAAUUAAGCCGUGCGCGCCUCUGCACCCCUUGCCGCCAGCGGGGACUGAAGUGGCCUGAAAGAGUUGUCCGGCAUUCCUGUUCUUCCCAAAGGGGCUCGGAGCCUCCUCAAACGCCGCGGGACUGAAGAGCAAACGUCGGGGAUUAUUAUGUCGAUUUUCUGGGGACCGGGGUUUGCCUCGCCAAACAGAAGAAAAGGCUGGCUUCUCAGGGGUCCCGCCGGCAUUUGAUACUCAGAGACUCCUAGGAUUGUCCAGAUUGCCGUGGAUCAGCAACUUUCCUACAUUCGAGUCCCCUAUUUUUAAAGAAAAUCAUUUUCUGUUUGCUGCGUUGGUCUUUCACUGACAUCAAUACACUGAAGCAAAGACUUUGGUCUUUUCAUUCAAAGUAUGCUUUAUAUUUUUGCCAAAUAUGAUCUCUAAUUGAAAGUUUAUUGUUGCUUUUGGAUGAAUCUGUGGAGUUUAUGUUGUAAGAAGAAAGGGAGAACAAGACACAAUGAAAGAGAAGUCCAAAAAUGCUGCCCGGACUAGGAGGGAGAAGGAAAACAGUGAAUUUUAUGAACUGGCUAAAUUACUGCCUUUGCCCUCGGCUAUCACCUCGCAGCUGGACAAAGCAUCCAUAAUCAGACUCACCACCAGCUAUCUCAAAAUGAGAGUAGUGUUCCCAGAAGGGCUCGGCGAGGCGUGGGGCCACUCGAGUCGCACCAGCCCCUUGGACAACGUGGGCAGAGAACUGGGCUCCCAUCUGCUCCAGACCCUGGACGGCUUCAUCUUUGUGGUGGCCCCAGAUGGGAAGAUCAUGUACAUCUCGGAGACAGCCUCAGUCCACCUGGGUCUUUCUCAGGUAGAGCUGACUGGGAACAGCAUUUAUGAAUACAUCCACCCGGCGGACCACGAUGAGAUGACCGCUGUGCUCACGGCCCAUCAGCCCUACCACUCUCACUUCGUCCAGGAGUAUGAAAUCGAGCGCUCCUUCUUUCUGAGGAUGAAGUGCGUCUUGGCCAAGAGGAACGCGGGCCUCACCUGCGGAGGGUACAAGGUCAUUCACUGCAGCGGCUACCUGAAGAUCCGCCAGUACAGCCUGGACAUGUCCCCCUUCGAUGGCUGCUACCAGAACGUGGGCCUGGUAGCCGUGGGCCACUCGCUGCCUCCCAGCGCCGUCACGGAGAUCAAGCUGCACAGCAACAUGUUCAUGUUCCGCGCCAGCCUGGACAUGAAGCUCAUAUUCCUGGACUCCAGAGUAGCGGAGCUGACGGGGUACGAACCUCAGGACCUAAUUGAGAAGACCCUGUACCACCACGUGCACGGCUGCGACACCUUCCACCUGCGCUGCGCCCACCACCUGCUGCUCGUGAAGGGGCAGGUGACCACCAAGUACUACAGGUUCCUGGCGAAGCACGGCGGCUGGGUAUGGGUGCAGAGCUAUGCGACCAUCGUCCACAACAGCCGCUCGUCCAGGCCACACUGUAUCGUCAGCGUCAACUAUGUCCUCACGGACACGGAAUACAAAGGGUUGCAGCUCUCCCUGGAUCAAAUCUCAGCCUCUAAACCAGCCUUCUCCUACACCAGCAGCUCCACUCCUACCAUGACUGACAACAGGAAGGGGGCCAAGUCCAGGCUCUCCAGCUCAAAGUCAAAAUCCAGAACUUCCCCCUAUCCCCAGUAUUCGGGAUUUCACACGGAAAGAUCUGAAUCUGAUCACGACAGCCAGUGGGGUGGAAGUCCCCUGACCGACACAGCCUCUCCGCAGCUCCUGGACCCCGCGGAGAGACCCGGCUCUCAGCAUGAUGCCUCGUGCGCCUAUAGACAGUUCUCUGACCGCAGCUCCCUGUGCUACGGCUUUGCGCUGGACCAUUCCAGGCUGGUGGAGGAGAGGCACUUCCACACCCAGGCCUGCGAGGGCGGCCGGUGUGAGGCAGGCAGGUACUUCCUGGGAACGCCGCAGGCCGGGAGGGAGCCCUGGUGGGGCUCUCGUGCAGCCUUGCCCCUGACCAAGUCUUCCCCAGAAAGCAGAGAAGCCUAUGAAAACAGCAUGCCUCACAUCGCUUCCGUCCACAGGAUCCACGGGCGAGGUCAUUGGGAUGAAGAUAGUGUGGUCAGUUCUCCAGACCCUGGGUCUGCCAGCGAAUCAGGUGACCGAUAUCGCACUGAGCAGUAUCAAAGUAGCCCACACGAGCCUAGCAAAAUUGAAACUCUGAUAAGAGCCACCCAGCAAAUGAUUAAAGAAGAAGAGAACAGAUUGCAGCUAAGGAAAGCCCCCCCAGACCAACUGGCUUCCAUUAAUGGAGCUGGGAAAAAACACUCCCUCUGUUUUGCAAACUACCAACAGCCCCCGCCAACAGGGGAAGUCUGCCACAGCUCUGCUCUUGCCAACACUUCACCAUGUGACCACAUCCAGCAGAGAGAGGGAAAGAUGCUGAGCCCCCAUGAAAAUGACUAUGACAACAGUCCCACUGCACUGUCUCGAAUAAGUAGUCCCAAUUCGGAUCGCAUUUCAAAAUCCAGUUUGAUCCUAGCUAAAGACUAUCUACAUUCGGAUAUGUCUCCACAUCAGACAGCGGGAGACCAUCCUGCAGUCUCUCCAAACUGCUUUGGUUCUCACCGGCAGUAUUUUGAUAAGCAUGCUUACACAUUAACUGGAUAUGCCCUGGAGCACUUAUAUGACAGUGAAACCAUUAGAAACUAUUCCUUGGGCUGUAAUGGCUCACACUUUGAUGUAACUUCCCAUCUAAGGAUGCAGCCAGACCCGGCACAAGGACACAAGGGAACAUCUGUUAUAAUAACCAAUGGAAGCUGAUGUUUUUCUAAAAUAUUUUGUUCUUUAAGGAUCUCUGAAACAUAUUUAUAGUUUAAUGCCCCAUUACCAGCAUUUACUAUGCCACAGAUGGUUAGAGAGGAUAAUUUAAGUUACUGGAUAUUUGACAUGUGUUCCUGCAAAAUCAAAGAGCACUAGCAUUCAGGGUUACACACAGAUAAUGGAGUUAAAGUGAAUAUAUAAAUUGCCCAUCUAAUUAUAUGGGAACCAGAAUAGAUAAAUUUUGAAUUGAAAAGUACUCUUGUAGAUUAAGUGAGCAUAUAUACCACAUGAAAGGACUGGUAGAAGAGUAUUGCAUUGUGAUGUAAACCUCAUACACACAGACCACUAUCCACAAACUGCUAUGUACACUUUACAUGCAGAAAUGUCGACUAUAUACCUUAAAUACAACCCACGAACGGGUAAGUUUUCUUAACCUAGCACAUUAAGCUUAUUACAGAAAUUUCCAUUCCUAAAAUAACUAAGAAAGAGAGAGAUACAUCUCGUAAACUGGUUUCUUCUAAACAGUCAGCUCAUUUGGUUCAGGCAUAAAUUAGGGAAAUGGUUCUGGGUAUGGUACAAGAAUGAGUUUCCACCUGGUAUCCAUUUUAAGCAAUCAGGAAGUGGUGAUUUUUCACCUUACUUUUGAGUUAGACAAGGAACAGGAUCACACUGACAUAGCAGUAAGUGUUUUCUAAGUAAAAGCACCGAGAUGUUGGGACACACAUCAAAAAUCUGGCAUGCCCAAUUGGAAAUAGUUUAGUAAAGAUGGAAAGGCCAGAGACAGAGAGAAAUGAAAUGAUAUCUCAACACAAACAAUUUAAGCCUCCGAAUAUGUAAUCAACAUAUUUAGGGCUAUAAAACCAACCAAAUAAAAAAACUCAAACCGAUUCACCAAGAAAAAAGGCUGCUAAGUGCAAGAAAGAGCUAAGGAAAGCCAAUGGAGGGCUACAUGGCAGCAGUGUAAGUGAGAACAACAUGUGGAAAGCCUCAGGAGAGAGCCUAAGAUAAAAGCUCAGGCUGAUGGGCAAGUGGUUAAAAGGAUCAGAGUUACUUCAACUGAAGGAACACGCAAAGCGCUCGUUUUCCUUAUUGUCUGGGAAUGAUAAAAACAACAAACUUGGUCUUAAGUUCAGGUGAUAACGGUAGAAAAACCAGCAGACUAGAAAGCAAGAUCUCUGGGUUCCAGCCCUGACUCCGCCUGUAACUUAGUUUGGGAAUAUCGAUGUAUCACUCACCGUGCCUGGGCCCUAGUGUCUUUGUCUGUAUGGCCGUUCUGACGUGCCAUGGUUCUGUGGAUCAUCGGUGCAACAGAACUACACUUAUUAACCAGUUAACUCUCUGCUGUCAGUUGUCAAGACAGAUCAUUCUGGCUCGUCUGCACUCCUACAGAGGUCCAGGUCCUUUGUAACUUCAGCAGGUGCGUGGACUCUUUUAGGCUUGUGUAGUUACAGUCAACUUUCU
Molecule: messenger RNA, 4514 nt
Organism: Odobenus rosmarus divergens (Pacific walrus)
Lineage: Eukaryota; Metazoa; Chordata; Mammalia; Carnivora; Odobenidae
Gene: SIM1
Product: single-minded homolog 1 (Drosophila)
Exons: 12
Coding region: 753-3053 (766 amino acids)
Biological process (GO): regulation of transcription by RNA polymerase II
Molecular function (GO): DNA-binding transcription factor activity, RNA polymerase II-specific; RNA polymerase II transcription regulatory region sequence-specific DNA binding; protein dimerization activity
Source: RefSeq, a predicted model, not a curated record